Suillus subaureus is the source of this 586-nucleotide messenger RNA. RefSeq lists its product as uncharacterized. The transcript is spliced from 12 exons. Lineage: Eukaryota; Fungi; Basidiomycota; Agaricomycetes; Boletales; Suillaceae. The record is from RefSeq and is a predicted model, not a curated record. The coding region runs from base 95 to 520 and encodes 141 amino acids.
UAUAUCUUGCACCUUCUUCACCUUUCUGUAUAUAUUGGUACUGCCCAGCGUGCAUCGAGCCACCUAAUCGUUACAUAACCUGUACAACCUCUCGAUGGAGUAUUCGUCUGAUGAUAUCGCAGCAGCGAGGAGCUUGCAGCUCGCUGCGUACAUAUAUGCGUCGAUGGCUACAUUUUGGGUCUAUGAUUAUACAUGUUCACUUCAUGAAGAGUGGACAUUUUUACUUCGAUCGCACUGGAGCAAGGUAAAAGGCUUGUAUGUUGUUACGCGAUACCUCCCCUUUAUCAUUCUCACCACGAGUCUAUAUCUGGGCUUUACGCCGGAUGGGAACCAAGGUAAAUGCCGAGUGUUUUACAAUAUUAACACAGGCUUUUGUAUAGUAUCAGUCAUUUGCUCCGAAUGCUUUUUCAUCAUCAGAACAUAUGCGCUUUGGAACAAGAAUAAAAUCUUACUAGCAGCCGUGCUGUCUGCCUUUUGCAUUUUUCUCGCAGCAUCCUUCAGCAUUAGCUUCGCCACCUAGUGUCCCCGCAACAUAUGCAACUAGCGCGGUCCUGGGCAUCACAGGGUGCUACCACAGCUCGACUAG